Messenger RNA from Nestor notabilis (Kea), 2992 nucleotides. Its product is annotated as protein Wiz-like. Gene Ontology annotation, cellular component: nucleus. Gene Ontology annotation, molecular function: DNA-binding transcription factor activity, RNA polymerase II-specific; RNA polymerase II cis-regulatory region sequence-specific DNA binding. The record is from RefSeq and is a predicted model, not a curated record. The transcript is spliced from 4 exons. Lineage: Eukaryota; Metazoa; Chordata; Aves; Psittaciformes; Psittacidae. The annotation marks the transcript as partial. Gene Ontology annotation, biological process: regulation of transcription by RNA polymerase II.
AUGGGGAGAUCCAGCACGAGGAGCAAGACUCCUCCUUGUCCUGCCUUGAGCUCAGGCUUGACCAAUGGAUCCUCUGGGCCAGAUGAGCCUGAUCCUGCCCUGUCCGGUGCCGUCCCAGCUGCUGCUCACAGGACGGAACUCGGCUCCACAAACGAAGAGCAUUUGGAGUUCAAGAAGGCUUUGUACAGAACGGAUGCCAGGAGCUCCUUAGACCUGCGGACCAUGGCCUGGGACACCUCCACCCUGGAGAGCAGAGCAGGCGAUGGCAGAGAAGAAAGCACUUUAAAGAGACUCUCUGGCUUGAAGGACACACGAUGUGUGAAGGAGUCACCAUUUGCCAUGGAGACCCAGCUUGUAAAUACAGUGCAGGUGGACCCUGAGCAACUGGAGAGUGACUCUGAGGACCUGGGUGGUGGCAAGGGAGCAGUAGAGACACCCAGCCCUUGUGCUGGGGCAGUGGUUGGCGGCGGUGAGGAGAAGUACCUGAAAACGGAACCAAAGCAACUUGAAGGCCUCAGCAAAGAGCACUUAGAGAAGAGCAAGAGGGGAAUGCAGAGGGUCGACUGGAUCUCCAGACCCACCAGAAGCCCAAGUCCUCACUAUAAAGAUCUGGGCAAGGUGACAGAUGUAGCAACCAACCUGCCCUUCCGGGGCCAGGCCGUGCGUGAAGUGCCUCCUCCGCUGUUCAGGAAAACACUGAACCCUGUCCUCAGCAAGGCCAAAUCCCUGGAGAGCUCCUUAUCCCAUGGGAAGGGGCUGAUGGUUGACUCGGACUUGGGGGAGAUCAACCCACUCAACGCGGCCGAGUGGACAAUCCCGAAGCCGAGUCUUGAGCUCAGCGCGGACCUGGCCGUGGGCAAACAGACCUGGACAGUGAAUGCUGAAGACUCGGUGGAGAGGAUCCCGUUGAUGUCCCUGGAUCCUGCUCCCUGCAGCUCCUACGACAUCGAGAUGAGGCCCUACGUGUGCAGUGUGUUAGUGGAGGAGCAGGGGAAGGAGGAGCUGGGUCCGGAGGAGGACCCCACCGUGUACACCUGCAUCGAGUGCAGCAUUUACUUCAAGAAGAAGGAACACUUGAUGGAUCACAUGCUUCAGCAUAAUCGUGGACCAGGGAGGGACCAAGACAGAGAUGCUUUGGGAGGACAGUGUCAGUUCUGCUGCAACGAGUGUGGAUGGGCCUUUGGAGACCCCACAUCUUUGGAGCAGCACAAGAGGCUCCACCAAGAGUCCAGGGAGAAGAUCAUUGAGGAGAUCCAGAAGCUGAACGAGUUCCCAGACGAAGGCCGGGAUGCGCGGCUGCAGUGCCCCAAGUGUGUCUUUGGCACCAACUCCUCCAAGAUCUUUGUCCAGCACGCCAAGAUGCAUGUUAAGGAGAGGAAAGACCAAGGGGCCAAGACCCUGAACCUCUUUGGAAGCACAACCAGUGGAGAAAUCCGGGACAGCUCCAUGCAGGGCAUCUACAAACACUUCAAACCAAAUGAACACAUGGCCCUGCAGAUGCAGGUUCCACCCCAAAGCAGCAGCAAAGGGCUCAGCACCUGCGUGCUCUGCAGCUUCCCGGCUCCCAACGACAACAUCCUCAAGGAGCACAUGAAAUACGCCCAUUCCCACCUCUCAUGGGACACGGAGGUGUAUGAGGAUGAUCCCAAUCAACCAGGAACCAGCAGAGAUGCCUACAGCCCGGCCCGCCCAGCCCGCUUUGCCGACACAGAUUACUUUGGCAAAGCAGAGCAGCUUUUCCCACCGCCUUCCCAGGAAAGCACAUCCCAUUAUGAAGCUGUUCCCACUUUUGCUCUAACUCAUUCCAGGCACAAGAGCAACGGAGCUGGCAAGAAGGACUACCAGGCAUCAGGGUUUCACGCCAGGAAAGCAGCUCCCUAUGGUGCCCCACACAAAACCUUGGCAUUAUCCGGUUUUCCCUCUGCUAAAGCUUAUUCCCAGUUUGCUCUGCAGCAGCUGAAAAAGAAAGGAGUAACUCAGCCCCUUGAAGGAGAAGCUGAUGCUCUCAGGAGUCACCCCAUGGGGCUGGAAGAGUUCAGGCACAAGCGGCUGUUGGGCAACGAUGCUGCGAGCAUGGAAGAGGAGAUCUCCAUAAGCACAGAGAUGGAGCUGGGUGAGAACAGAGGCGUCAAACCCAUCACCGUCCCUCAAGCUGCCUUGGACCUCAAGAGGACAUUCAGAGACACCUUGAAGGCCACGGACUCUUUGAUAGCUUCAGAGGAGCAGCAGCAGCAGUUGCGGAUGAUGGUCCCCAUUGUCCUCCUGGAGGAGGUGAACCUGCAUCCCAAAGCGACAAAGAGGCCCCGGGGAAAGCCCUUCAAGAAGAAAGCGCUGCUCCCAUCCCGGGACUUCAUGAUGGAAGAGCCCAUUCCCUUGGAUAUGCUCCUGUUGGACACUCCUCUGGAGCUUGACGACCUCUUGGACUCCGACUCACCCAUGCUGAAGAACGAGGAGAGGAAGUGUCCCUAUUGCCCCGACCGGUUCCACAACGGCAUCGGGCUGGCGAACCACGUGCGGGGCCACCUCAACAGGGUGGGGGUGAGCUACAACGUCCGUCACUUCAUCUCAGCAGAAGAAGUCAAAGCUAUUGAGCAAAAGUUUUCCUUCCAAAAGAAGAAGAAAAAAGUUGCCAACUUCGACCCCAGCACCUUCAGCCUGAUGCGCUGCGAGUUCUGCGGCGCCGGCUUCGACACGCGCGCCGGUCUCUCCAGCCACGCCAGAGCCCAUCUGAGGGACUUUGGGAUCACCAACUGGGAACUCACCAUCUCGCCCAUUAACAUCCUCAAGGAGCUGUUGGCCAACUCCUCGGAGCAUCCGAUGCUGCAGGCAGCGAUGGGAGCGGAGCCUUCAUCCCCAGGCAGAGAGAGGGAAGCUCAUGGCUUCGUGCCUCGCAAGAGCAUGACCCCCAUGUCCGAGUGCAGCAUUCCACGUUCUCCUCUGUCCCCGUUCCCCACAUCCUGGGGAGAUGAGUCCCUGCAGUCCUACAGAGAUG